UGUGGCUGGUGGCCUUUCUGCGCGGGGCUGCCCGCCGGCGGGGAAGUGGCUUCCAGCCCCGGGGCGGGUCAUGAGCUGUGAGAUGAGGCGCUGCUGCCGCCGCCGCCGCCGCUGCUGCUGACGCUCAGGUUCCGGGACCGUCCGCCGCCCUUUGUGCUCCACGCACAUGUGUCUGUUCAGCGCAUCCGGAGGCGCCCAGAAGAGCAUCCACCACGGCCGCCGGGGAGAGACCGCCCGCCAUGCCCACGGAGAGCCUACAGACAGGUAGCAUGGUCAAGCCGGUCAGCCCCGCCGGCACCUUCACGUCGGCCGUGCCCCUGCGCAUCCUCAACAAGGGCCCCGACUACUUUCGCCGGCAGGCCGAGCCCAACCCCAAAAGACUCAGCGCCGUGGAGAGGCUGGAGGCCGACAAGGCCAAGUACGUCAAGAGCCAGGAGGUCAUCAACGCCAAGCAGGAGCCCGUGAAGCCGGCCGUGCUGGCCAAGCCCCCGGUGUGCCCGGCCGCCAAGCGCGCGCUCGGCAGCCCCACGCUCAAGGUGUUCGGCGGCGGCGCCAAGACGGAGGGCGGCGCGCAGCGGGAGAGCCUCAAGCUGGAGAUCCUCAAGAACAUCAUCAACAGCUCCGAGGGCUCGAGCCGGUUCUUCAACUACUGCGGGCUGGACCCCGAAGAGCUGGAGAACCUGGGCAUGGAGAACUUUGCCAGGGCCAACUCCGACAUCAUAUCCCUCAACUUCCGCAGCGCCAGCAUGAUCAGCUCAGACUGUGAACAGUCUCAGGACAGUAACAGUGACCUUAGAAAUGAUGACAGUGCCAAUGACCGGGUGCCCUACGGCAUUUCUGCCAUCGAGAGAAAUGCCAGGAUCAUCAAAUGGUUGUAUAGCAUCAAACAGGCUAGAGAAUCCCAGAAGGUCUCCCACGUGUAAGAGGAAAGGGCGCGCAGCGGAGGGAGGGGGGUCUCUGUGCAUCCGCAGUCGUGAAGGUUGUGAGGUCUCCUUGCAGUGUUGUGAGCUUCGCCGCUCUCUUUGUGUUGCUUGUUGUGCAAUGUCUUUCAAGUUGCAUGCCUGCCAACAUGGGGCCUCACCUGGCUUCCACGUCCACCAUCGCCGCAGAGCCUGGCUGAGCACACCGUCAUCUGCCAGAAGUUUCUGGCCAGAUGAUAUUUAGGGCUUCAAUCUUCAGCAGAACUGUUUACACGAAAAACGAAAACGGUAUACAACUUCAAUAUUUAUGUGGUUCUUUGUGUUUUUAUAUCCCGCGCUAUUGUGUCUUAAUUAAAAGUUUUAUCAACUGGCUUUUAAGUUGAGAGUAGCAUCUUUUUGAAAUAAAAAGCCAAUAAUGCCAACCUGUGACACCGAAAAGACGGGAAGAUCAGGGGGCUCUGCUGCCCAGCGGAGAUAGUGACUGACGGAGAGAGCCAGGCGAGGCUCUCAGAGGAAGAGAGCGAUGUUAGCCACUUACCUGUUGAAGGUGUCUGGCCACUUAAGAGACGGCGGGGACAACAAUGCUACGUCAGUUUUGUGUCCUAUUCGGUGUGUAAAUGUGGGUGGUUCUGUGGAAUCCUGACCCCAAGGAAAGACAAUCAGAGGCCAUGAAGGUGAUUAAAUCAGAUCGGGUGUUGCGGGAGGCUGAUACUGUUCUGAUUUGGGUUGAUUCGAAAUUUCUCCUGUUAAUCUCCUGUUAAUCUUUUAGGGUGGCAGGAGUGGCCACCCUAAGGCUGAAUCUGAAUGUCUUUUUUUUUUUUAAGUUGGUUUUUUGGUCAAGAACUAAUUCCAGGCGGAUUCUCUUCCCUCCCUGUGUUGUUGUAGCUGGGAGAGGGCAGCCAGGCUGGGGCAGUGGGAGCCAUCUGAAGACAUGAACUCAAAGGGAGAUAGCAGCCAUAUCACUAGAGAGACUCCUAUUCAAACGUCAAUACUUUUGGUAGCAAACCCAUAUCUGAGCAGCAUGGCUGAGUCCCUGUGCAUAUGCUAACCCGUCAGGCUGUGGACCCUCAUUAGGGCUCUAGGAAACUGUAGAAACACCACUCCAUGUAGUCUUCCCACCCUGUGGUCUCCAGUGCUACAUAUCAGCUUGUUCCCCCCACCCUAACCUGCCCCCCAGUCGGGAUGCGGUAGGCAGGGGUCCACCUGCGUUGAUCGGCUUCAUUGCCCUGUGGUCAUGCCCCAGAGCUGUUGGCAGCACUGCCUUAGACAUCAGCUCAGAGGACAUUUUUUUAUGGUGUAAAUGCUGUAAGACUCUGUACAUACUUCAGUUGUUAUGAAAUCUUUAAGGGAAAAAAAAAAGGCAAAGUUACUCUAAUAAACAGCUCUGGUGCAGGCGCUAA
Molecule: messenger RNA, 2320 nt
Organism: Vicugna pacos (alpaca)
Lineage: Eukaryota; Metazoa; Chordata; Mammalia; Artiodactyla; Camelidae
Source: RefSeq, a predicted model, not a curated record